UCCAAAUUCCACACAGUUCUCCCUCGACGAUAAUCGUCUCAUUAGGAACAAUAUCGGCAGCAUGGGUACGUAUAAUAAGUGGAACAAGUUUUGUAUGGUAUGGAUUGUUUUGGGUUGUUUGCUUGCGGUCGAGGUUUCGGCUACCAAAAACAUGCCAGACGACGCUCGGAAGCUACGGAACCUGUUUCCGCUGACGCUGGUGCAUAUCAACGAUUUUCAUGCUAGAUUCGAGGAAACCAAUCUAAAAUCCAAUAAUUGCACCGCGACUGAGAGAAGCACUGUUGGCUGCAUUGCUGGAAUCUCGCGUGUUUACACCACAAUCAAACGUCUGCUGAAGGAAUACCGAAACAAGAAUGUGAUCUAUUUGAACGCCGGUGACAAUUUCCAGGGAACGUUGUGGUACAAUUUGCUGCGCUGGAAUGUUACGGCGGCAUUCAUCAAGAAACUGCGACCCACUGUUAUGACUCUAGGUAAUCAUGAGUUCGAUCAUGGUCCGAAAGGGCUGGCACCUUAUCUGAAGGAGUUGGACAAAGCCAACAUUCCUACCGUUGUUGCCAACUUAGAGUUGAAUGGAGAGAAAGAACUAAAACAUUCGAAUAUCAAGAAGUCAGUCAUCUUUGAAAUUGAUGGGAGAAAAGUUGGAAUUAUUGGCGUGCUAUACGACAAAACACAUACCGUCGCUCAAACGGGCAAUGUGACUUUCUCCAACGCUAUCCAAGCAGUGAAGGACCAAGCACAAAUAUUGCGUAAGCGCGGGAUACAGCAUAUCAUUGUUCUCUCUCAUUGCGGUUUGGAUGAAGAUAAAAAACUCGCCACCGAAGCAGGUGAGCUUAUCGAUCUAAUUGUUGGCGCACAUUCACAUUCCUUCUUGUAUCCGAGUGACUCGAAGGCUCCAUAUGACGCAAAGGUGGAUGUGAUCGAAGGAGAUUAUCCGCUGUUGGUGAAGAGUAAGAACAGUUCGAAAAUGACCCCUGUUGUCCAAGCGAAGGCAUUUGGGAAAUAUGUCGGCCGGCUCACGGUUUACUUUGACAAUGAUGGUAAUUUGAAAUAUUGGGAAGGCUAUCCGGUGUAUGUUGAUGGGUCUGUUGAGCAAGACAGAAAAGUCGAAAAAGAUAUAAAACUGUGGCGCAAACGAGUACUUGAACUGGGAUCAACCGUUAUCGGACACACAAAUGUUCGUUUGAAUCGGGAUUCUUGCAGAUACCUGGAAUGUUCUCUGGGUACCGUAGUUGCUGAUGCCUUCUCGAGCCAAUGGACUAACGAAACUUUCAGACCAGCGGCAAUCAUCCAGGCAGGAAAUUUCAGAAACCCAAUUUACCCCGGAGACAUUACAAAUGGACUUGUCAUCGAGGCUGCUCCCUUCGGGUCAACGGUUGAUCUUAUUCGCCUUCGUGGACAAGAUAUUUGGGCAGCGGCAGAACAUUCCUUCACCUGGGAUGAUGAAAAUCGAACCAACUGUCUUCAAGUGUCCGGCUUGAGAAUUCGCAUAGAUGUGACCAAGCCAUUCUACAAUCGAGUUGUUUCGAUCGAUGUCCGCAACCAAUUCGACACCAAGAACGAAGUCUACCAGCCACUGAAUACUGCCAGCGAGUAUUACGUGGCGGUUCCCUCCUACCUUGCCGAUGGUAAAGAUGGUUUCGCUUGGAUGAAAAAUGCCACCUCUCGACAGACCGGACCGCUGGAUUCGGACGCAUUUUCAGAACAUGUGGCGAAGGUGGGUGUAAUUGAUGAUAUCCAGAGAGGACGCAUUCAGGUCUGUGCAAUCAACUGGGAUUGCAAGACUAAUGUUGCACUUUCAUUGAACGAAGAUGGAACUCCGCUAUUGUAAUAAACACCGCCAGUAGGUGGGUGAUCAAUUCUUAGCAAAGCGUAAUCAUAUGUGGCAGAACGUUGAGAAAUAAUAACAAAGUUUCUAUUACAAUUCGAUUCUAAUUUCGGAUACCG
Molecule: messenger RNA, 1944 nt
Organism: Toxorhynchites rutilus septentrionalis
Lineage: Eukaryota; Metazoa; Arthropoda; Insecta; Diptera; Culicidae
Product: apyrase-like
Exons: 7
Coding region: 62-1828 (588 amino acids)
Biological process (GO): AMP catabolic process
Cellular component (GO): plasma membrane
Molecular function (GO): nucleotide binding; metal ion binding; 5'-nucleotidase activity
Source: RefSeq, a predicted model, not a curated record